Molecule: messenger RNA, 474 nt
Organism: Selaginella moellendorffii
Lineage: Eukaryota; Viridiplantae; Streptophyta; Lycopodiopsida; Selaginellales; Selaginellaceae
Product: UPF0060 membrane protein Ava_2216-like
Exons: 1
Coding region: 95-439 (114 amino acids)
Cellular component (GO): membrane
Source: RefSeq, a predicted model, not a curated record
UAGCAGAGAGCGGGAAGAACAGUAGCGGCGGCGUUUUGGAGGGUUUCGGAAGCAAGAGAGAAGGAAAAGAGGAGCAAGGCGAAGCAAAGCAACCAUGGUGAGCUACGAUGCCGAGGGCGUGGCGCUGGCGAUCCUUCUCUUCAUCGUGGCGGGCAUUUGCGAGGUUGGAGGGGGCUGGCUGGUGUGGAAGUGGAGGCGCGAGGGAUGGAGCUGGGCCUUCUUCAUCCUGGGCUCCAUUCUGCUAGUGGUGUAUGGGAUCAUCCCCACGCUCCAGAGGCAGACGUUUGCGCGGACCUUUGCGGCGUAUGGUGGGUUUUUCAUUGUGCUGUCGCUGGUGUGGGGCUGGAUCACCGAGGGCGCGCGGCCGGAUGUGUGGGACGUGGUUGGAUCGAUCGUUGCUUUGAUCGGGGUCUCCAUGAUCAUGUUUGCCAGGAGAUAGGAAAAUCUUACUCUUGAAAAUAUCUUUUCACUGUU